UACUUACUUGAUUUCGCGAUUGCUUGCUUCAACUCAAAAUGGUACGAACCAAAAAAGCAGCAGGCAAGAACAACAAGAUGCCGGCACAACAACCGCCACUUCCACCAGGUUCGCCUCCUAGGCAGUCUGGCUACGAUUCGUACUCGCGCAACGGAGAUUCAUACAGCGGUGAUACGUAUCGCCCCUCUCAAGGUGGUGGUGACAAUUACCAACCUCGCGGCGCGCCGCCUAUGUACCAGUUCGGCGCGGGAGGCAGAGGGGAUGGAUACAACAACUACAGGCCCAAUUAUGACUACGAACCCCGACGCCGUUCCCUAUCGCCACCUCAUCGCAAUAGAGAUACAUUCAGCGGAUCAUCCUACCGGCCAUCACAUCAAAAUGACAGGGCAAUGGCAAAUGGCUCGGCAUAUCGUCAAAAUACUGGUGGUCACAGCAGCUUUGACUUCCGUUAUGAUGCGCCUGCAGGUCUAGACUACAAUGCUGCCGAGUCGCGUCGUCGUUCUCCGCCACGACACAACUAUGAUAACAACCGUAGACAAGCCACCAACGCCUAUCGCGGUGGUGCGCGUGGUGGUUACCGUGGCCGCGGAGGGCCAAGGCUGGCGUCAGAGCGUGAAUUCCUAAAAACUAACCGUGCUCCCACUCCCGAGCUGAUGCCUGGAAUGGACGAGGAUGUCGAGACAGGUGCCAAGUACAAAGCAGUCGAUGACAUGUCUGAUAGUGAUGAAGUUGAGAUGGACAUGUCCGAUGAUGGUGACGAGGAUCAAGAAGCCAAGAAGAAGGCUCGCACCGAUGCAAAGGCUGCUGAUGGUGACAGUGUUCCCCGCUGGUCAAACCCCGAUCCAUACACUGCCUUACCUCCCCCGGAUGAGACUCGUGCGAAGAAGAAAGAUGUGGUCAAGUUGAUCAGGAAGGCUCGUGUCACGUCCAGUAGUGAGCAUACAACCAAGCCUGCAGCAGCUGAUGAUUUCAUUUCUUUCGACUUUGGCGAUGAUGAAGAGCAAGCGGAUGAUGAUAUGGCCCAUGGUUUCAAUGCCCCAAGUCCUCCUAAGGGUCCAAGAGAGAUUGCCGGCUCCGUCAAUGACUUUGACCCUCCUCGCGGCCCUGCCAUUCAGCAAAUGCAGCAACCACGAUUACCUCUACCUAAGAAACCUGAAUUCACUAACCAGGGCCGGAGUAAUGAUACUAGCUUCACAAUCAAGCAGAAUGGAAAGGCUCCAGCUGUUAGUAAGAAGAAUGCUAUUGAUUUGACCUCUGACCCCGCUCUGGGAAGUAGGAAACGCGACUUCAGAGAUGAGAUCAAGCCUGCUCCAAUUCUCCACCAGCCAUCGAAAGGCAAGCCUGGCAGAGUCAGUGGCCAGAUUCUGAAGGACUGGGUUGCACGAUCAGAUCUUCCAGCAGCCCCAUGGCUUGGUAUGGAUCAUUCCGAUUCUGCUGGUGUAGGUGUUUGGCUUCACAAGGAAAUCAUGGACUUCUAUGAAUAUGUCAGACCAAGAGACUUCGAGCAGGUAAUUCGCCAACGUUUGAUCGAUGAUCUUCAAGCCAGACUUACGCAACACUUCGACCGGAAUUGUGAAGUUCGCCCGUUUGGCUCAUUCCCUGCUGGCUUGUUUCUGCCGACCGCUGAUAUGGAUUUGGUCUGUGUUUCAAGAGAUUUCUUGGAUCGCGGAAAGAAAGUACUUGGUCAAGGCCUCCGGGGCUUGUUUCGGUUCAGGGACUUCAUCCAACAACAAGGUCUUGCUCUGAACAGACAAAUCGAGUUGAUAUCUGGAGCCAAGGUGCCUCUUGUCAAAUACGUCGAUAAACUCACGGGCCUUAAGGUCGACAUAUCUUUCGAAAACGACACUGGACUGAUUGCCAAUAACACGUUCCAAGUCUGGAAGAGAGAAUUUCCAGCUAUGCCUAUUCUGGUCACCCUGAUCAAGCAUCUUUUGGCAAUGCGAGGUUUGAAUGAGCCUGUCAAUGGUGGCAUUGGUGGCUUUUCCGUUACUUGUCUCGUCGUAAGUCUUCUCCAGCAUCUGCCCCAGGUUCAAAGCAGGAGCAUGAUUCCGGAACACCAUCUCGGCGAGGUACUCAUGGAGUUCCUCGAUCUAUACGGCAACGAAUUCAACACAACCACUACGGCAAUCUCAGUCAACCCUCCAGCAUAUAUCCGAAAGGAUCACGCAAACAUUCCCUACAAAGGCAUCAAGUCAAAGUUUAUGAUCAUUGAUCCAAAUAGAUCGGAUAACGACAUUGCCGGAGGUUCCAGUAAUACAGAAGGAAUCCGCAGAUGCUUCUCCGAUGCAUUCAAACAGCUUUCGAGGCGCUCAGCAGAAUUGCAACGUUCCGAUGAUCGCAGUAACAAGAGUCUUCUGGAGUGCAUCAUCGGUGGAAAUUACCGAUCAUUCGAGCUUCAGCGUGCCCAUCUAGAACAUGUGCAUGAGAAGCUCAUUCUUCAGAAGUAGCUGGGCCUGAAGUCUGCUGAUUUCCCACACCUCAUUUUGAUCCGACAUUAUCACACCACUGAAUUGCUCUCUUUUGCUCUAAUCGACAGAUAUCAUGGUACAGUAGCUGAGUACGAAGUUUAUGAAGGGGUUUGCUGCAUAUAUAUGGCGCAUGGAACAUCAUGGAAUUGAUACCCAAUGGCGUUCAAGGGUCAUGGACUUGUACUAUAGAACAUUUUCCCGAGUCUGGCAGAUGACGGCCUUCUCAUUUUUCAAUUUUCUUCUGGUUCUUCACAAAGAGGUUAGUGACUGACAUGGCAAUAGUGAUCGCAUCGCAAUCGAAUCGAAUCGAGUCCCAGUCCUGAAGAAGCAGACGAGAUGAGACGAGACGAUCGAUCGGUCACUCCUUCCUUUUUCCUUCUGAAUGAAAGCAAUUUUACAACCACCCUACCUAUUUCGGCAUAAUCUUCUAUUUGGAGGAAAUGCAGUUCGUUUUUGGAAGUCGCCCAGCUUUGGGACUUCAACACGGUACUAACUGCCUUCACCUCUUCGCAAGCCCCCUCACCUGCCAGAUUGGCGUCUCUGCUAACCACACCACACCACAUCUUCUCUGACCUCCUCCCCUCUCAUCUCAUCUUCUCAUCUAGGUUUACCACACCAGCAAAACAACAUUCCAACCAACCAUAUCUGAUUCUCUCGCCCAAUCAUUUAUGCAUGCCACCAAACAAUUAACACCAGACAACAAACAAAACAACAAACAAAACAACAAUUCUCACACAGCUGAUGUCCGGGCUUCACGCUCGGCUUCGGACUGAGGUGUGAUCUUUUUUCGUCGCCUCUUUUUUCCCUUCUCACUGUAGUCAGCGCUUUCGCGUAGCUAUGGAGAGGGAGGGGUGUGGUGUGGGUGACACAUUCACAAGGUGACGCUACACUCGUCCUCCGGGGGCAGCUUCAUGAAGCGGAUGCGACGGAAUGGGAUGAGAGGGGAGGGGCGGAGCUGGAUGCAGUACCUGGCUUUGAAAGUUAAGUCAGUCACGUCCGUAGGUAUGGGUAAUGAUGUUAGAUGUAUGUAAGUAAGUAAGUGAUUGAGUGCCUGUGUAUACCUUAGCUUUCUGAUCAAGGGACUUGGCCUAAGGUAGAAUAGAUCGAUGGCAUUUUCCCGUUUUUCUUCUCUGUUCUCUUCUCAUUAGAACAAGCAAGCUCCUCAUAUCGGCUCUGCACGGCGUUUGGAUGCCAGGUGGUGGUGCAUUUUACGAUCUAAUGUCAGAUGGAAUUUUCCUUUCUUGGCGAUGAUUUUGGAUGUGGAGAUAAGAUAGAUAGAUAUACACCGUGGUUGUUGUUGCUGGAGCCGGUCUAAGACACAAAUCGAGUGAGGGGGGGUAUAUUGGAUUAGAGGUCUGUUAUUGUGACCAUGAUGAUGAUGAUGAUUAUGAUGAUGACGAUUCCUCUCGAAAGGAAAAUCAGAGAGGAACGGUCAGAGGUUCUUGCCUGCCUGCUGUGAAGCACGUGACGAGGAAACAUUUCAAGGGAUUAUCGUUACUUUUACCUCUCGUCAGGACGUACGUGAAUUCCAAUGAUAUUCAACAUAGAAUCUAUCUAGCUAUUAAGAUCAAAGAUAGCCAUUUGGUCAGCUUUAGGAAGCUGGCUCGUGAGCUGAUCCACUCGCACUGGGCGGAGGGCAUGGC
Molecule: messenger RNA, 4111 nt
Organism: Cadophora gregata
Lineage: Eukaryota; Fungi; Ascomycota; Leotiomycetes; Helotiales; Ploettnerulaceae
Exons: 3
Coding region: 39-2447 (802 amino acids)
Biological process (GO): RNA 3'-end processing
Cellular component (GO): nucleolus; TRAMP complex
Molecular function (GO): mRNA binding; poly(A) RNA polymerase activity
Source: RefSeq, a predicted model, not a curated record